UUCAGUAAAAAGCAGAUAGAUGGUAGUAAACUGGUUAAAGUGGGAGAUAGUGGGGCUGUUUACCCACACUUUAGCAAAGUAUCACGCCAACUUCGUCUGCGUCUGUUAUCCAUAAAAAAACAACGGAAUGGUGUGAGUGUCCAGCCGGGAGGAAAACCACUCUGAUAUCUGCAUCCACGGCAGCAACGACUUUAACUUCAACCAAGUUUACUUGGACAUUUUCUGGAGACUCUGCAUGCUGCGGAUUGAAGCUGACUUCCUUUGGACGGCUUCAUAGAGAGGAAAACCUUUGUGAAAAGCAAGAGAAAGGCCUGUCCGCCCAUCUUCCUCAUACUGGAAGCUGCAGGAUAGUGACAAAAUGGCAAGAAGAUCCCCCAUUCCCCUGUUACUCCUUGCAAUAUGCUGCCUGGCAUCUGCAGGGCCUUUGUUUCGCAGCCCAUGCGAGCUGCUGCCGGUGGGGAUGGGACACCCGGUGCAGGCCAUGUUGAAGAGCUUCACCGCCCUGUCAGGCUGUGCAAGCAGGGGCACCACCAGCCUCCCUCAGGAGGUCCACAUCAUCAACCUGAGAGGACAUGCUCCAGAGGGACCAGACAACACUGCGGCAGAAGUUGAGCUGCAUCUGAAGCCCAUCCAGUCUUUGCUGCGCCACCAGAAGCCACUGGUCUUCGUGCUCAACUCCCCCCAACCACUGAUCUGGAAGAUCAAGACAGAGAACCUGGCCCCGGGCAUUAAACGUACCUUUCAUGUAUCUGAGGGCUCAGAGGUCCACUUUCAGCCAGGAAACAUCUCCCUCUUCUGCCAGAUCGAGAAGGAGACCCUUCCCAAUGGCAAUGAGCACCUCCUCAACUGGGCCCAGAAGAAGUACCGGGCAGUCACCUCUUUCUCUGAGCUCAGGAUGACUGAAGACAUCUACAUCAAAGUCGGUGAAGAUCCAGUGUUUUCUGACACCUGCAAGAUUGAUACCAAGUUCCUGUCUCUGAACUACCUGGGCGGCUAUGUGAAACCACAGACAUCAAAGGGUUGUGUCCUGUCUGGGCCCGACAAAGACCGAGAAGUCCACAUCAUUGAGCUCCAAGCCCCAAACUCCAGCAGUGCUUUCCAGGUGGAUGUCGUAGUGGAACUACGGCCUCUGGAGGAUGAUGCCCCGCUGCAUCGUGACGUCGUCUUGCUGCUCAAGUGCGCCAAGUCUGUCAACUGGGUCAUCAAGGCCCACAGUGUGAUCGGCAACCUGGACGUAGUGGCCUCUGAUACUGUGAGUGUUAGUUCAAACACGGAGAGACUGAUGCAAGUGUCAAAAUCCCCCAAGCAGCACUUGCCAUCGGGUCCACAAGCCCUGAUCAAGUGGGCAGGGGAGCAUGGCUACGGUCCAGUCACGUCUUACACCAGCACUCCUGUGGCUAACCACUUCAAUAUCCGACUCAGAGAGCCAGAUGUGGUGGAUCCUCUGGAGAGCAUGUUUCCUCCAGAGCUCUCCAUCCUGCGCGACACCAGCCUUCAUCCAGGAGCUGCUUCACGACGCUCCGGUCUGCCCUUUCCCUUCCCUCCACCGGUGCCUCUGCCCCCCUCCCUUGAUGAUCGGCCCUGGGAAGACAGAGAGCCCGAGGAGCCCCAGGGCGUUCUGAGUGUUGGCCUUAGUGUGCAGUGUGAGGACACGAGGAUGGUGGUCAGCAUCGACAAAGAAAGCCUGCAAGAAAAUGGGUUUACUCAUGCCAACCUCACGCUCCAAGACCCAGCUUGCAAAGCAACAGUCAAUGCCACCCACUACACACUGGAAACUUCUCUGACUGGCUGUCAGACCAGCAUCUAUCCCAUGCACGGUAGCCCAAUGGCCCUCCACAUCAACUCUGUUUUGAUAAGUCAUGCUGAGACUAAGGAUGGGAGUGGUGGGCCGACGGAUUAUGAGGAUCUGGAAUCUGGAGACCUGGUGUUACCGAGGGAGCCAGUGGACUUAGGGAGGACAUUUACGGAGCCCACAGAUCACCAGUCCGUCAUAGUGUUCAAUUGCACAUACCGAAAGAACCAGGAAACCUCAGAAACACUUCCCAGGAUUGUACCGGGACCAGGGAGGCAACCGGUCAACAACAUGACGUUCAACAUGGAGUUGUACAACACACUGCCAUUCAACAACCCCUCACGCCAGGCCUUCUACACCGUUUCACAGAAUCAGCAAGUCUUUGUGGAGGUCACAUCAACCACAUCAGAUCCGGAGCUGGGUUUCACCAUCGUAUCGUGCUUCAUUUCUCCUAACUCCAACCACAUCGUGCCCUCAGAGUACACUCUCAUUGAGACAGUCUGCCCCAAGGAUGACUCCGUCAAGUACUAUUCUAAGAGGGACUUCCCUGUUCCUCACAUACAGACGGAGAAGAAAGGUUUCAGCUUCAUCUUCAAUUCAGACUUCAACAUGUCCCUACUUUUCCUGCACUGUCAGAUGUCUCUCUGCUCCAAGAGAUUCCAUAGCAACCAAAGACUACCACCGUGCUUACAACCCAGUCAGACCUGUGACUCUCUUACCGGGGAAGAAGUCAUGGUUAUGAUGAUGAACUCCAAGAUGUCAACCAAGCCGCUGGUUGUGGUGGAUGGAUCUGCUCAACCAGACGAAACAACAACCCGAAGCCCAACGGAUGCUCCUUCUGAAGAAAGAACACUUUACAUGCUGGACACUCCGACAGUGGUGGGCAUCGCAUUUGCAGCCUUUGUGAUUGGGGCUCUGUUGACCGGAGCCCUGUGGUUUAUCUACUCCCACACAGGUGAGACAGCUGGCACACAGCAGGUCCAGAAGUCCCAGCCCGCCUCCGAGAACAGCAGUGCGGCCCACAGUAUCGGCAGUACGCAGAGCACGCCCUGCUCCAGCAGCAGCACGGCAUAGCCCAGGACGUGACCCAGCGGGGACGUCGUGGCACAGGAAGAGCCCAAUGGUUCACAGGGACCGGUUUGUUGAUCUCCUUCCAUGACAGGAAUUUUUCUUUUGGGGGAUGCUAUAAGAAGGAAAAACAUAUGAUUUAAAAAAGAAAGAAGACGACACACAAUAACACUGUUGGUCCUUGUGCAAAUUCCUUUUGUGCCACUUCAAGUGUGUGCAGACAAAUAUACUGUCCUGGUGUUAUUGGUCUGUAAUAGUAGUUAGCCUACAAGACUACAAGAAACAGGUUUAUACCAGGCAUUUCUUUUGAAUCCAAAUGCUGCUUUUUUCUGACCACAACACAGCCUUUUGUUUCUGACCUUAAAUGGCGUGAUCCAACAGCAAGGAAAGCAAUCAGGCAGCAGUGAUGUCAGUAUUAGUAAGUGAGAUGUUGAUGGCUGGACUAGAACACGUUACUUUAUGACAUGCAGCCCUGCAGAUGGCAAAGGGAGUGAAGCAACCACUAUUAUUAACAUACGGACAAAAGUGCAGUAUGAGCAAAAGUCGUCAUCUUGACACAGAGAGAUAAUGGCUUUUAAAAGGCAGUGUAGGUAUUGAAUGUAUACAGAAGAUUAAACGCCAACAAAUGUGAAAGUUAAAUGUGAAAGAUAUGCUGAUAAAAAGCCCCAUUUUAUAAUGUACUUAUUUCACUCCUCCCUGCAUAAUGGAUUUACACACAGGUUGAUAAAACAUGUUUUCCCAGUGCCUUCUAUACAGUAGUUACAAAAAUGCAUUUCUGUAGAUGAGGGUCUGAGUCUCAAUUUCACUGAUGUUAUGUAAUUUCACAGGGGCAUUAUGGGAUCCCUUUUACUAUGUUGUUAAUGUAAUAGUUCAACAUUUUGUGAAAUACGUUUAUUUGAGAUAAGAUUGAUAGCUCUCUCAUGUCUGUGCAUUCAGUACAGAGCUCGAUACAGGAGGUUAAUAGCCUAGCUUAGCAUGAAGUCUGGAAGAUGAGAGAAACUGUUUAUUUUGACAUUUAACAAAACCACAAAUUGUCACGUUACAUUUCUGCCUGUGUGCAGAUUGAAAAAACAAGAUACAAUGUGUUAAUUUGUUAGCAAUAGGGGUGUUGGUGGGUGUAUUUUUGAGCUUUGGCCAAAGCCAGGUUGGGCGUGAUUAGCCUAGCUUAGCGGAAAAAUUGAAAAGCAGUGCUAAAAAGCUAGCCUAGCUCUGUCUAAAGCUAAACAAAAUACACCUGCCUCACCAGCUGUGGCCAGACUAGCUUUUACCCCCUGCUUCUAGUUUUCAUGCUAAGCUAGGAUAAUCACCUCCUGGCUCCAGCUCCACACUCAACGUACAGACAUCAACAUUUUCCAAAAUGCCAACCUUUUCUUUAAGGCCUGUAUAUUUUUGUGAAUAUUGUAAAUACUCGAAAAUGUUCAGAGGCAGAGAGUGCAAAUUCUGUUACAGUGCUUCUGGAUUAGACCAGUGAUUUACCAGAGUGAGAUGUUAAUGAGUUAAUACCAUAUCUCAUUUUAAAAGUGAUAACAUAAGAAUCAAAGUCUCUCAAAGACUGAUUUAUUUGUUGAUUGCUUUUACUUUUAUCGCUUAAUCAUUUAGUCUACAAAAUAUCAGCAAAUAAUGAAAAAGACAACAGUUUACAACCAUAAAUAUAAGAUUUAAAACACAGAAAAGCAGCCAAUUCUCAUAUUUGAUCAACUGUAAAAAUGUAUAUUUGGCAUGUUUCCUUGAUUAAUUGACUUAAACAAUGAUUAUUUUCUCAAUUAUUCAACUAAAUGUUUCAGUACUUAAUUACACAUUCAGCUCAUUAUCCUCUUAUCAGACAGAGUAGAUUAUUAUUAUUAUAAAGCCAAAUGUACAGAUUUUUUUAUCCCAGUUAUUUUUGUAUAAAUCUUGGCACUGACAGCGUGUUGAAUAAGCUGAAGCUCAUUGUUAUGAACAUAUAUUUUAAUGUUUUCUUCAAACUGCAACACCACGACUACCCCACCGCCUCAGAAUACUAUGAAUGUUUGCUGUAGUGCCUUCCUUUAGCCUGUGUGUGUUUCUGUCAGACUGUGUGUGGGGCCCUUUGACCUCAAAAAGGGACGUCUCCCUGUUAACCGUAACAAAAAACAGAAUGUGUAUUAUCUCAAAGCUUUUGAUUUCUUUUUUUCUUAUGUAAACAUGUAUAAAGCUUUCUACAGAGGGAACAGAGUAUAAAUAUAUAUAUUUGUGUAUAGAAUUAUAUUUUGGAAUAUAUUUACCAAGAGAAAUUUAUUGUCUUCUAUGUGUGUAAGUACUGUGAAUUGUGGAUGUGCUCGUAUACAUAACACACAUUUGUGGGGGAAUUUAUUCAGUUUAUUCAUAAAAGCCUCACGGCAUGUUUUUUGACACUUUGACUGAUAUAAAUGAAAUAUUUAUAGAUGGAAAACAAAAUUAUUUAACGUUUUAGUAAGGAAUACAUUGUGCUAACAAACUUUUGGAUAUCCACCUACAUUUUAAAAAUCCUUGUUGAUAUUAAAAACGGAGUUGACAGGGCACUGACAUCAUGUUUAUUUACCUUUUUAUAUUUCAUUUCUUUAUCAAAGAAUGUGUCAUAAAACAUGUAAUGAGUUUGUAAUGAAUAUUAUGUAUAAAGGCUUUUCAAACAAAGCAUUACUUUCUUCUGUACAUGGAAUACAACUCUUUAUGGUCUGUUUAAACAUUAUUAUAGAUGUCAGCUAAUGUUUGGGUGGAAUUUCCCCGUUUGGCAGUGCCGACUCAUUAUUGAAGUUGUUGCAGAUUGAUUGCUGAUUAUGUAUAAAUAUUGUGUUUACUAACAUAUUUUCAUGUGAAGUAAAGAAAUCAGAUGUUCUAUAACUUUUGCGAAAUUAAUAUAUCUUAGAAAACAAAUUUGAUAUCAUUGAAGAUAAGCUGUAGCAACGAAUAUUAAACUAUAUAUUUUAACAUAAUAUUAGUAAAUGAUGGAGUCAAAAGCUUGAUGCUCAGUUACUGUAUUGUCAUUAGAGAUGCACCGAUUGUGAAAUUCUGGGCUGAGUUGGAAGUAACCAAUACAACAUUUAGCCAGCACAAAAUUGAUGUGACACAAGACCCCAUAUUAAAAUGCCCAACUUUACAGCAGAAUGUCUACAGCCUGGUACAAAGAACAGUUUUGGUCUCUGUAACUAAUUUCCCUAUUCAUGACAACGGUAGAUUUCUAUAUAACUCACCCAUUUAAAUUAUAUGAAGGCUUGUAGUUAUGCAUAAUUAAGAGGAUGGCCGCUUUGAGUGACAGGUGGGUGCCGUCGCUGGAGGCUGUUUUCAGUAAUCAGGCCUCAUUCAGCCCAGGCUCCACUUAAUGCUCAUUUUUGGAUUAGCCGAGAGCCUGCACAGUCAGAACUUCCAAGAUGGCGACAGCCAGAGCCACCACACUUUGAGCUUCACAACGGCUCUUCAGACAACCUAUGGGUGAUGUCACAGAGACUAUGUCCAAUGUUAAAUACACAGUCUAUGGACACAUUGAGCACUUACGUCUGUGAGUGCUUUACUUGCUAAUAGGCUGAUGUCAGUCAACGUUCGGCCAAUAAAUCGGUGCGUCCCUAACUGUCAUAUACAAACAAAACCAAACUUGUUUGGGUUCUGUGGUCACAUCAAUGAUGUUUACCCCCUUAAAUAAUGAAAAAAAAUGAAAUCAAGGCUAAACCACUGAUGGCAGCAGUUAAACCAAAUUUAGAGUGGAAUGUAUAAUAAGCGUGUACAGUCAGAAUGGAGUGUGGAGAAAAUCCAGCUGUUAUUUUGUUUCUGGAAACUUGACUGUUUUCAAUAACACUUGAGGAAUCAUUUUUAUGGAGUUGUAUUAGAACCACUCGGUUUGAGAGCAACAUUAGAACUUGUUUGUUUUAUCGGGCCUGUUGCCAGGCGUGUCCAUGCCAGCACCCAGUUGAAACCUCUAUUCAGUAAAGCUCAUGUAUGCAGUAAAUACACAGCAGUGAUAUGCAGUGCACUGUUGCUGUUAUCAAGCAGCAUUAUUGUGAACAACAACAACACUGUGUACAGAAUACACUCAGUGAAAGAUUCAUGUCUUGCAGAGUGGAAAUGUGCCGCAGCCUAUAAUCAGCGGUCGUUGUUGGAUUAAAGCUUUCUGACAUUCCUGUAGUUUUGAGGUCUCUCUUAUCGACUGUGGCAAAUCCAUCUCCCGUACUGUACGUAAUCAUCUCCUCCACUCCUGCGUGUCAUGCUGUGGCUGAGCCUCAAGUAAUGUUCUGGAUCUAAUCUUCUCAUUUGAGGUAAUUUGGGGGAUAUUCUUUUCACCCAAACUAACGAUACAAUUCACCAGAGUUGCCGUUCAAAUAUCAACAUUCCUCCAUAGCCUUUUGCCCCGGUGCACGCUGGGGAAAAAGCUCCACCACUUCCCCCAUUAAGACCAUGACUAAAUGUGGUAUUUCAAGAUAAUCUGAAAUAAUGAUGCUGUAUCAGGCAAAAGGAGCAUUUUUAUGAAAAGUGUGCAGAAGUAGUAAAAGAUGCUGAUCUGAGAACAGCUGUAAUUGGAGCACAAAUCCAUAUAUCUAGUUAUUGAUUGUAUUUUUUUUUAACCAUUUAACUACCUCAUGUUUUUCUAUGAAUGUGUAACUUGUGUGCUAUGUGUGUGAGUGUUUUCUGUGCCAAGAAAUGCUUCUAGGUUAUACUGCAGUUGGGUGAUUUUGAGGGCCCCUGCGUGGUUUUAUUGUAGUUUCACGUUUAUUUUCCGUUCUCAAAGCGAACGAUGAUUCGAGCUUACCCACCAUGCCAAGAUCGCCUUUGUUUGGGCGUUGUAAAUGUGUAAAACUUUAAUUAGCUGUUAUUGUCUCCUUUUGGUUUUUGAAACUUUUUAUAAGCUGUAAAUACGCAUGAUAUUUGUAUACCCAUUAUGUCCAAUAAAUGUUCUUAAUAAUUUA
Messenger RNA from Dicentrarchus labrax (European seabass), 7752 nucleotides. It is a transcript of the gene tgfbr3, whose product is annotated as transforming growth factor, beta receptor III. The record is from RefSeq and is a predicted model, not a curated record. Bases 359 to 2866 code for a protein of 835 amino acids. NCBI's taxonomy places the organism in Eukaryota, Metazoa, Chordata, Actinopteri, Moronidae. The transcript is spliced from 17 exons.